Molecule: messenger RNA, 795 nt
Organism: Schizophyllum commune H4-8
Lineage: Eukaryota; Fungi; Basidiomycota; Agaricomycetes; Agaricales; Schizophyllaceae
Product: DCP2-domain-containing protein
Exons: 6
Coding region: 1-795 (264 amino acids)
Biological process (GO): nuclear-transcribed mRNA catabolic process, nonsense-mediated decay; deadenylation-dependent decapping of nuclear-transcribed mRNA
Cellular component (GO): P-body; cytoplasm
Molecular function (GO): 5'-(N(7)-methylguanosine 5'-triphospho)-[mRNA] hydrolase activity; manganese ion binding; RNA binding
Source: RefSeq, a predicted model, not a curated record
AUGAGCUCAGGCUCAUCGACAUCGUCUUCCCCUGUAGUCAUGGCCGCACAGGCGUCAUCCUUACCCCCCAACGCACCCCACAUCCCGAAUCGUUAUGCUACGCACGAAGAUGUUAUAGAAGAUCUAUCGAGUCGCUUUAUUCUCAACUUGCCGCCAGAUGAGCUGGAGUCCUUGGAACGGGUAUCCUUUCAAGUGGAGCAAGCUCAUUGGUACUAUGAGGACUUCAUCCGCGAACAGAACCCCUCUCUUCCCUCGCUUCAUCUGAAGAAGUUCUCUCAUAUGCUCUUCCACGAAUGCGAGGCUCUGCAACAAUGGAGUGGCCAACAUGAGGAGGCGUACAAGAAGUUUCUGGCGUACAAGACACAAGUCCCCGUCUGUGGCGCUAUCAUGCUCAACAGCAGCAUGGACAAAUGCGUAUUGGUGAAAGGGUGGAAGCAGAACUCGGCUUGGAGUUAUCCCAAAGGCAAGAUCAACGAAACGGAGCCCACCCUGGACUGUGCAAUACGCGAGGUUCUCGAAGAGACGGGCUACGACAUAACGUCAGAGGUGGAUAAACAUUCUUGUUGCGAGAUCAACGUCCGCGGUCAGCAAGUCGCAUUGUUCGUGGUGCCUGGUGUGCCAGAGGACUUUCCGUUCGAGACAAGAACAAGGAAGGAGAUUGGGGAUAUCAAGUGGUUUAGACUUACAGACCUCCCUGGGUGGAGAAAGAACUCGCCUGCGAAUCCGAAGAAGUUCUACUUGACGCAGCAGUUCAACUCGUGCGUGUAUCCGCUCUUUGUGCCUCUCAUGUGCUGA